ACUACUUAAAUUUGUAUUAUAAUAAUUCAAAUUGAUAGUAAGGUAUGGUCAGCGAGCUGUGUAUAUAAACAUUUGUAUGCAAGAGAACAAAACUCGAUCAGUGCCCUCCUCAGAGUGCUAAUUAAUCAUGUCUUCCUUCACUAGAACCCAGUGCUUCUCAUUGGCUACCCUCCUCCUUCUAUUGACAACAAAUCUUCACAUUGCAGAUGCUCAAAUAGGUGUUUGUUAUGGCAUGAUGGGCAACAACCUCCCAUCGGCAAACGAAGUUGUUGCUCUUUACAAAUCAAAUAACAUCCGGAGAAUGCGCCUCUAUGAUCCAAACCAAGCAGCCCUCCAAGCCCUUCGAGACUCCGGUAUCGAGCUCAUCCUCGGUGUUCCCAACUCCGACCUCCAAAGCCUCGCCACCAACGCCGACAACGCACGCAACUGGGUGCAGAGAAACGUCCUCAACUUCUGGCCAAGCGUUAGGAUCAAGUACAUCGCGGUCGGCAAUGAAGUGAGCCCUGUCGGAGGCGCCCCAACCCAAUGGAUGGCACAAUAUGUUCUCCCUGCCACCCAAAACAUAUACCAAGCCAUAAGAGCACAGGGUCUCCAUGACCAAAUCAAGGUCACAACCGCAAUUGACACGACCCUCAUUGGAAACUCUUACCCUCCAUCACAAGGAUCCUUCAGGAGUGAUGUGAGGUCCUACCUUGACCCUUUCAUAGGCUACUUGGUCUAUGCAGGAGCACCUCUACUUGUCAAUGUGUACCCUUACUUCAGCCAUAUUGGUAACCCACGUGACGUUUCACUUUCCUACGCGCUCUUCACAUCCCCAAACAUCGUCGCACAGGAUGGCCAAUACGGGUACCAGAACCUGUUUGAUGCAAUGCUUGACGCAGUUCAUGCAGCAAUUGAUAACACCAAGAUUGGUUAUGUGGAGGUUGUUGUGUCUGAGAGCGGGUGGCCUUCCGAUGGAGGCUCCGCCACGUCAUAUGACAACGCGAGAAUCUACCUUGAUAAUUUGAUUCGUCACGUUGGUAGAGGUACUCCGAGGAGGCCAAACAAGCCUACAGAGACUUACAUUUUUGCCAUGUUUGAUGAGAAUCAGAAGAGCCCUGAAUAUGAGAAGCAUUUUGGGUUGUUCUCUGCUAACAAACAAAAGAAGUAUCCAUUUGGAUUUGGUGGAGAAAGGAGAUGGGGAGUUUUGGGUGAUGAGUUCAAUGCAACCUCCACCGUUUCCCUUAAGAGUGACAUGUAAGGUUGUCAUUAUGAUGAUGGGAUUCAAGUCCUCAAAGUCUUCCUGGUUUUUUCCUUAAAAUAAGACACGGUCAUGUUUGUUUGGUUUUGUAUCCUUAGUUCUCUGGAUGAGAAUGGUGUUGUAAUAUAUUGCUAAAUUCCACUUGAGUGACGUUUGAAAAAAUAUGUAUAAUUGUGCAUUUUGGAA
This is a messenger RNA of Lotus japonicus, 1426 nucleotides long. Its product is annotated as glucan endo-1,3-beta-glucosidase, basic isoform. Bases 128 to 1240 code for a protein of 370 amino acids. Gene Ontology annotation, molecular function: hydrolase activity, hydrolyzing O-glycosyl compounds. The transcript has 3 exons. Gene Ontology annotation, biological process: carbohydrate metabolic process. Lineage: Eukaryota; Viridiplantae; Streptophyta; Magnoliopsida; Fabales; Fabaceae. The record is from RefSeq and is a predicted model, not a curated record. Gene Ontology annotation, cellular component: plasma membrane.